AUGGCAGCAUCAGCAUUUUCAGAAAGAUACCUUGGUAUUCCAUCAAAAGAGGAAAAUACCUAUCAGGCAUCCAGUGUAUUACACAAUCUUCAUGGUUUAAAAGAAGCAAAUCUGUUAAUAGUUCAUGGGACAGCGGACACUAAAGUCCACUUCCAGCAUUCAGCAGAACUAAUUAAGCAUCUAAUAAAAGCUGGAGUUAAUUACACUAUGCAGAUCUACCCGGAUGAAGGUCAUAACAUUGCUUCUGAGAAAAGCAAAUACCACCUUUACAGCACAAUCCUUGGUUUUUUUAGUGCUUGUUUAAAGGAGGAGACACCGAUUUUACCACAGGAACCUGAAGAGGAUGAAUAAGGAAGCCUAUUUGUGUAGUACUGAAGGGGACUAACUUUGCGGCUCAAUAAAACCUUAAAGUGACUGUGAGAUUGCAGAUUCUGCAGAAGCUCAAGGGCAGCUAAAGGAUAUCACAGUGGAACAGCACAUUUACAGACAAUGAGCUAAUAAACUGGAAUUUGACUACAAAGUCCAGACACAUUACCAAGGGACAAAACCUUUACCUUUGUGGAAGGUCAACAGUUGGUUACAGUUUCCUGGAAGAACUUAGUUUUGCAUAAGUGUAGGGUUAGUGCAUGUUUGUUAUGUUAAGCCUCACUGUUGAUUCUGUAAGUGGUUGCUUGUUUUUCAUUUAAAUGCACACAUCUUUAUUCAUCUUUGCGUAAUGCACAACCUAUCGUAAGUAUUAUGGCCACUAAUAUUUAAAAGGUGAGCUGCAAUCUAACACUUCACUGUAAUGUUACAAUAAGUGCAAUUCUUCUGCUGUCUAUUACCCAUAAGAAACCACAGAGAUAAUAAAGGGCACGAUAUUUUCUCUAGUUUCUGCUCCAGGGGGAUAUAUUGUCUAUUGCAUCAUGUACACUGAUAUGGAAAAUGUUUUUUUUUUCUUUCCGAUUUUGGCAUUUGCUAUUACUGUACCCCCUAGUAACCACUGAGGAAUUAUUUGGUAGUGUAUUCUUGGUCUUUAUGUAUAUACUCAAGACUCCCUAAGCAGAAAAUGUUUCCGAGCUUGAAGAAUUUUUUUGAGACACAAUUAACAGCUGUAUUUAGAACAUCUGCAAUUGAAAUCCUUCCCCAGUCCAAAAUGUAUCCAUUGUUUCCUUGAAGUAUACUUGAGUUGUGUUUUGGUAUUGUUUAUAGUAAUUACUAGUUUUUCUGGUUACAUUCUAAUUUUAGAAUAUGCUACUUUGUCACCUGUAAAUUAGAUACAUAAAUAUUAUAGUUUCAGAUAAAGAAAAUUUAUUUACAAUGUGUAAUGCCAUUGACUAAUAAUUUACUCUUCAAAUGAAAAAUUA
Messenger RNA from Meleagris gallopavo (turkey), 1346 nucleotides. The record is from RefSeq and is a predicted model, not a curated record. NCBI's taxonomy places the organism in Eukaryota, Metazoa, Chordata, Aves, Galliformes, Phasianidae.